GUCCAUUUUGCCAGCAAUCGUGAUCCCGCGUAGUCGACGCCGGUGUAAAAACUAUAAUUCCCGUUUACUCUGAGUUCGCGUCGGUGCAUAUAGCGCACGUUGCAAAUUCCCUCGUUGUUUGUGAUUGUUGCUCAAGUUGUUUACAUCUCAGACAACGGCGUUGCAAUUCAAGUGAGAACCCUGGUGCAAAGGCAGUGAAUUGAAAAUAAAGAGGGCCUUUCGUGCAAUCGCGAAGCCAGCGGUGAACAAGCCGGCUUAGUGGAGUACAGUCUAGAACAAGAUGGCGGACCUGCAGGGAACCCCGGUCACUCAAGACGCCCUGUCCGUAGCUCAACUUGAGUUGGCAGGGAAUCAAAAUGCAUUAGCAUUGCGGAGGCCAUUUGACCCGGUGGCACAUGACCUGGACGCAACCUUCCGUCUCACACGAUUUGCGGAUUUAAAAGGAUGAGGGUGUAAAGUCCCUCAGGAGAUUCUUGGUAAACUCCUAGAGGGACUACAGGCAGACGAUGGUAGCGCCCAGGAUCAUGAACAUGCCCACUUUAUGCACAUGGCCAUCCCCCGCAUUGGCAUUGGUAUGGAUUCCUCUGUCACUCCGUUGAGGCACGGUGGGCUGAGUUUGGUCCAGACGACAGAUUUUUUCUACCCUCUAGUCGAUGAUCCUUACAUGAUGGGUAAAAUCGCGUGCGCAAAUGUCAUUAGCGAUUUGUACGCGAUGGGAGUAACGGAAUGCGACAAUAUGCUGAUGCUGUUGGGAGUCAGUACCAAAAUGACGGAAAAAGAAAGAGAUGUUGUAGUUCCACUAAUCAUGAGAGGUUUCAAGGACUCGGCUUUGGAAGCCGGCACGACCGUCACGGGGGGCCAAACUGUUGUUAAUCCAUGGUGCACAAUUGGAGGUGUUGCUUCCACAGUGUGUCAACCCAACGAGUAUAUUGUACCCGACAAUGCAGUGGUUGGGGACGUUCUCGUUUUAACAAAACCUCUGGGAACGCAAGUGGCCGUGAAUGCACAUCAGUGGCUCGAUCAACCAGAUCGUUGGAACCGAAUUAAGUUAGUAGUCAGUGAAGACGAUGUCCGAAAAGCAUACCAGCGGGCAAUGGACAGUAUGGCGAGGUUGAACAGAAUAGCUGCUCGACUGAUGCACAAAUAUAACGCUCAUGGAGCCACUGAUGUCACGGGUUUCGGCCUUCUCGGUCACGCACAAAAUUUGGCGAAACAUCAGAAGAACGAAGUUUCUUUCGUUAUUCACAAUUUGCCAGUUAUUGCAAAAAUGGCAGCUGUUGCGAAAGCCUGUGGAAACAUGUUCCAACUUCUGCAAGGUCACUCGGCAGAAACUAGUGGAGGACUUCUCAUAUGUCUUCCUCGAGAACAGGCGGCAGCAUACUGCAAAGACAUUGAAAAGCAGGAAGGAUAUCAGGCGUGGAUUAUCGGAAUAGUGGAAAAGGGUACUCGUACAGCAAGGAUAAUUGAUAAACCGCGAGUUAUAGAAGUGCCAGCAAAGGAGAAGGAUGGCGAGCUUUGGUAAAAGUCAAGUCUUUUUCCAAGUUGGAUGUAUAAGAUCUUAAAAAAUGAAGAAGAAGAAGAAGAAAAAACAGCGCAGGGAAGGAAAUUUCACAAAAAUCAAUUUAGACGGCGAUCUGCCUAAUCCCGAUUACAUGAUAUUAUGAGCACCCGACAUUUCCUUGCAAUUUCGAGAUGGUACUUUUUUUUUAUUGUAAUGUCAGUUUAAAGCACCGACGAUCACUGGAUGUAAUUGGUGAGAAAAAACGAAUGAAUCACAAUCUACUUCUGAUUUCCCUGUCUAACAAAUGUGACUAAAUGAGGGGGGGGGAGGGGGGAGAGAAAGAAGAGAGAAAAAGUCGACAGAUUUUUUUUUUUUUAGUAUAAUCUUGGUAGAUAUAAGCGUAUGUUUUUAAGAAUAGAAUAAGGUAGCACUAAGCUUAGGGUAAACUGAAAAUGCAUUUCAUCAAACCUGCAAAACCGGAAAUGAAUGCCGAAGGUGGAGAAGAAAAAUAAUAAUUUUAAGAGCGUUGUGAAAAAAUAGAGACAUUCAUGCUACAAAUUUAAAGAGAGCUAUAUUUUAGAAUCUUGUUGAGAGUUUGCUUACUUGUCUUCUGAAUAUUGAACUCUGUCAAAUGAGAUGAGAAAAUGUACUGAUAUUUCGAAUGCAGUUUGCUAAGACACCUUUUUGUAAAGACUUUUUCGAUUUGGUUGAGUUUUGUUAAAUUUUCUUUUCUAUGACAGGAAAAUUAUGCUGUUUCUCGUGUUAUGUGCACGUGUAAUUGAAGAUCUAAAAAAGGCAAAACCCAGGCCCUAAAGUUGUAUUGCUUUUUAAUAAAAAAUAAAGUGCUACUUUGUGAAUAA
Belonocnema kinseyi is the source of this 2361-nucleotide messenger RNA. RefSeq names its product inactive selenide, water dikinase-like protein (gene Sps1). The record is from RefSeq and is a predicted model, not a curated record. The transcript has 6 exons. Gene Ontology annotation, biological process: L-selenocysteine biosynthetic process. Gene Ontology annotation, molecular function: ATP binding; selenide, water dikinase activity. NCBI's taxonomy places the organism in Eukaryota, Metazoa, Arthropoda, Insecta, Hymenoptera, Cynipidae. Gene Ontology annotation, cellular component: cytoplasm.